CUGGAUGCAUGUCCAACAGAAGUUAUCUGCAGGUUUAUCAAUUGCUCUUGGUGGUUCAUGUCUGCAUAUAGGAUGGGACUUACUGGGAAGGCCGCAGAGUGGGCCGUGAAGAAGCAGAAGGGGCAUCAUCAAGUGUCACACAGUGCUAUGAUGUCCAUUGAGGCUGUUCUCAAUGCAACAUCAUAG
Molecule: messenger RNA, 186 nt
Organism: Pisolithus orientalis
Lineage: Eukaryota; Fungi; Basidiomycota; Agaricomycetes; Boletales; Pisolithaceae
Exons: 1
Source: RefSeq, a predicted model, not a curated record